Molecule: messenger RNA, 1398 nt
Organism: Aspergillus mulundensis
Lineage: Eukaryota; Fungi; Ascomycota; Eurotiomycetes; Eurotiales; Aspergillaceae
Product: dynactin subunit 2
Exons: 3
Coding region: 1-1398 (465 amino acids)
Biological process (GO): mitotic spindle organization
Cellular component (GO): cytoplasm; dynactin complex
Source: RefSeq, a predicted model, not a curated record
AUGGCUUUCAAUAAGAAAUAUGCCGGUCUUCCGGACCUGGACCUCGCUCCCGAUAUUUACGAGACCCCCGAUCUAACAGACGAAGCCUCCACCGUCCCGACAGCGACGAUUCGCACAGCAUCAAAUGCGGGCGACGCUGGUUCCGAUCCCGAUAUUGACCGGGACCCUGUCAAUGCGGACGAAGCGCGCAAUCAUUUUCUCGGAGCUACGGUCGACGCCCGCCACGUGAACUUCUCAGACAGCAUCGCUACGAAACGAAAGUCAUACCGGAGCAAGAGUAAGCAGCGAAGGAGCCAACUUGCGGAUGGCGAAGACAGCGAUGGCGAGACCGAGAGCCUGGAAAGAAAACUGGCGCGACUACAGCGCGAGGUGGAGGAACUGAAGGAUGAGAUGGCGGCGUCCCAGAGACCGGAGACGAUGGAGUCCGACACUGCCCCUGAUGAGGCGAAGAAAACGCUAGAUGACGGUGUUGAGAAGCUCAGUCAGGCACUGGAUAACCUCUACGCCUCAUCACGGGGUGCAUCCCAGCUUCAUUCAGCAGCCGCUUUGUUAUCCCAGAAGCUUGCAUCAGCCCCCUCAACACAGGUAUCUGAAGCCGAUGCAGUUCAGACCAAAGCCGCAAGCAAUGAGGCUGAAACUGCCGCACCCGCCGCCGGCAUCCUUUCCCACGCCGCAAGCUUCGACACCCGACUUGCUCUCAUUGAAUCCGCAAUGGGCAUAUCCACCUCCUCGAACCCCUUCAUCUCCGAAGCAUCCUCAGAUCCUCCCCUUCAACCAGUUCUCCCAGCUCUCGACCACCUCACCUCCCGCCUCUCAACCCUCAUGACUCUCCUCGUCGGACCGAGCCCUAUCCCCGCUGUGCCGACCACCUCUGCCGCCGCCUCAACAACCGUCACAACACCACACCUCGAAAUGCUCUCCACCCGGGUCAGGAAACUCACAACAGACGCCGAGGCCCUAGCAUCAGCCCGCAAGCGCGCCCUUGACUCAGCGAAGGCCGCCCAGACCUCCCGCCACCGCACAGCAUCUGACUUCUCAUCACCCAUUGAGCCCGAGCAAGCCGCUCAGCGUGACGAACAAGCUACAAAGAUCCAGGCUCUAUACGCCACACUUCCAACCAUUCAAUCCCUUCACCCGAUUCUCCCCAGUGUUCUUGAGCGUCUACGCUCCCUCCGCGCUAUCCACGCAGGGGCCGCUCAAGCCUCUGAAUCGCUGGACGAGCUGGAGAAGCGCCAGGCUGAUAUGGCGAGUGAGAUUGAGCAGUGGCGGGAGGGCCUGAAGGCUGUCGAGGAGAAGAUGGGCCAGGGCGAGGCAGCGCUGAAGAGUAACAUUGAGCUCGUUGAGCCCUGGGUUAGGGAUCUCGAGAAGAGGAUGGAGAAGCUGGAGAGCGGAAAUUGA